Molecule: messenger RNA, 3822 nt
Organism: Hyposmocoma kahamanoa
Lineage: Eukaryota; Metazoa; Arthropoda; Insecta; Lepidoptera; Cosmopterigidae
Gene: ced-6
Product: PTB domain-containing adapter protein ced-6
Exons: 12
Coding region: 16-1629 (537 amino acids)
Source: RefSeq, a predicted model, not a curated record
UUGAAAGAAGUAACAAUGAUGGCCGAUGGUGAUAUUCCUUUAGUAAAGAGUUUUACUAGCACGGAGAUGGAAUUCACAAGCAAUGGAAAAGUUAAUAAAACAAAUUCAAGAAUGUCGACCCUGCUGUUUUGGCAGGGGCGUGGUAAGGCGACGGGGGCGCCGAACGGCCGGAACUGGUUACACGCGCCUGACGUUCUCGUUAAAGGACACGUCGCUUAUCUAGUAAAGUUCCUAGGCUGUACGCAAGUUGAUCAGCCGAAAGGUAUCGAGGUAGUCAAAGAUGCCAUUAAGAAACUGCAGUUCACCCAACAGCUGAAGAAGUCGGAAGCAAAAGAAAAUGCCAAGUGCAAGAAAGUCGAAAUUACUAUAUCUGUUGAUGGCGUGGCUAUACAGGAACCCCGUUCAAACAAUAUUAUGUACCAAUUCCCCCUACAUAGAAUAUCGUACUGCGCGGACGACAAAGGCGCCAAGAAAUACUUCUCAUUCAUAGCUAAGAGUGCUAUGAACGGAAUGAACGGUACUGAAGCAGAGAAACAUGAAUGUUUUGUUUUCAUUUCAACGAAGCUGGCUUCUGAAAUCACCCUCACCAUUGGACAGGCUUUCGAUUUGGCUUACAGACGGUUCUUGAACGACAAUGGUAAAUAUAUUGAAAUGCAGAAACUUACGCUACAGAACAAAAAGCUGGAGCUACAAAUGAACGCCUAUAAAAAUCGUUUACAGGAGCUUUCAAAAAUAACGUACAAAGACGAUCUAUCGGCGUACCUUGCGCGCAACAGCCUUCCCGAAAUCACAGAAUGGAAGGCACCGGCUGAACUGGAGAAGCAGCUUACGUCGCUCACGCUUGCCAACGGAUUCAGUGCUAUGAAUGGCACAAAGACACCGGAAAUGGCAACAGACGCAUUGUCAAACAACUCAACAGACACAUUCAACUCCAACGACAAUAACCUGUUGCUGUCCACACCGCCGCCCACGCACAAUGGCAAGGCUAACAACAAGCUCCUGGAAGACACACCAUCAAGCAAGAACCCCGUCGUUGGCCGCAGGCUAGAAGAACUACUGCUUAAUUCAGACUCUGAGAGCGAUUUCGAUCCUCGCGCGUAUGAGUCGGACUCAGUGCCGCGGUACUCCGCGCCCGUCACAGAAAACGCUGUCACCCCUACGCCUCCGCUGCUGGCACCACCUCCAAAAGCAUCAAAACGCCAAACGCCACCUCAGCAGCCGCAGCCAAACCCAAUAAACGGCAAUGACCUAUUCGGCUCAGCCCCUUUUGCUGUACAACCAACCCAGAACCAGCCGACAACAGCCGUUCAAACCAAUAUGUUUCAAACCAACAAACCUAACUACGAUAUAAGCGACUUCAGUCUGCAAACAUCGGUUUUUAACACAAACACGUCGUUCACAAACGGCUUGAGCGGCUACGACCCUUUUGAUACGCAAAAAACCGGUAACAUCUUUGGAAAUAGUUUUGGCAACACUUUUAACGGUUUUGGCAACUUGAGCGAAAAACAAACUGUGGAAUUGGACAGCAGUUUCAAUGGGUUUUUAGACAAACACAUAUCCGAGAUGAAGCUUGACAGUUGGACGGAUUCAGCCGGGGGAUCACCUUUGGAAACGAUGAUUUUUCAAUAGAUAACCUAGAUCCCCUUAAGAAAAACUAAAUCUGUCAUACAUUUUUACUAAACAAAUAAAAUAGUUAAAAUUUUAGUUAAUAAUGAUAAGCUUUAUUAUCAUUCACACAACUUAGUAUAAAUAAAUGCAAUAAAAUAAUAUUUUUUAAACAAAAAAAUAUAAUUUUUUGGAGUAUAAUUACUUAUUAUAUUUUUUCUAGUUUCUAAGCGUUGUGUGGAUUUUAAUAAUGCUAUUUUUAAGUUUUGUUUUUAAUGUUCUGUUUUGCCAUAUUAUUGGUUUUAAAGAAAACGUUACCUGCGCACGGUUAUAAAAAAAACUAAAUCAUUUAGCUAAUUUUAAAAAAUAUUUUCAAACUUUUGAAUCUCUGAAAGAUCUGCCAAUGAUGUGACAAGACAAAUUCAUAAUAAAAAAAUGUAAGUAAUUUUUUGGUGAUACCUACCUACCUAUGUAAGAUUUUAUGCGAAAAAAAUAUAUAAUUCGCUCAAUGUCAUUCCUUGUGCCUUAUACAACACUAUUAAUUAAAAAAAAAUAACGAAUUCCAAUUAUAUAAAUACGAUUUUUACAAUUUUUUUCAAAUAAUGUAUUAUUUCACCGGUAGAUUUUUAAGACAAAAAAAUGUAUUUUGGUAGAAAUUGACUAAAAAGAAAAUUUCGUAUUAGUUAUUAUAAGGACCAAAAUUUAUUUUCUAGAACAAUUUGAAGGUCACCUCAGAUUUAUUCUGUGAUAAUUUUUUUUCAUAUUGAGGUACUUCAAAUUAUAUUCCUGUCUUUUAAAAUAUAAAAAAAUGUCCAAAAUUUAUGGCAUGCAUGUUAUCGACUGAAACAAUUUGUAUUUGAUUGAUUAAAACUUUUCUUUUUAUAACAAAUUAACCGAAAAUGUCGACAUUUUUUAUUGCAUGAAUUUUAUGAAGCUGAGCAGCAGGUCUAACAUUUAUAUCAUCUUUUUUACUGUCUAAAGGAGGACUCCCAUUUGUCCUAUUACGAUAAGAGUGUACUGCAGUAACGUGCAAGCAUUAUGCCGAACCUAAUAAUGUCAUCAGCACAAUUAUUAUAUGAAACAUGCGACCCAUUGCUAGAAUAUACGAAAAAGAGCUGGUUUGUCACAUUAUACGGUGCUGAUGAUAGUACAACUCGGUGUCCACAAGGCCCAGUUUACAUUGCCGCGGAAUGGAAUGGAAAGGAAGUUGCGCGAAUUCACGAGAAUGCUCAAGAAUAUUCGAGAAUUCUCGCGACUGCGCCGUAAGGCUGUAGUCGGUGCUCAAUUGUUUAGAUCUUUUACGUGACAAUGAUGGUGGACUUAGACAUUAUUUUUAUUUCGCUUAUUUGUGAAGUAGAAGAAAAAAAGGAAGAACAGAAAAGGGGAAAGAGAUAUUUGGGUUCAUAAUUUAUGGAAGAAACGAAACUCUUUGGUCAUUUUGCAAAGAUUUAUAUCUCUAAGUAUACCGGUUUUGUAGAUGCUUCACGCCCUUCGCGCCAUUUCCCGCUGAUUCGCCCGACCCGCUGGGUAAUUUUUUAGGUUAGUUUUUUUAUACCAUUUCCAUUUCGAUGGCUGUUUUUAUUAUUUAAAUAUUCGUGUAAAUUGGCCUGAAAUAUUAAAUAAUACUUCAUGAUUCUAAAAUAUUUAAAUAAUAGAACCUACCUAACUACGGUAGCUGUGGCAAUGCCCGAGAAUGCGUGAAAAAUCUUUAGUAUACACGCUACCUGUUUCUCUGCUCGUAUCUAGUUUGUGCUUUACACUAAUGAAAUUUCAUUAUGCUACGCACAAUUUCAUUACAAAAAUCCGCUGCCAUUUCAUUCAGCAUCUAUGAAAAUAUAACCUAAGGGUGUCUUCAAAUUAUACGCUUAUAGAAGCACUGCAGUGGCGCUAUUAUAAUUUACAAGACCUGUGAAUAAAUUAUCAAACCACUACUCAUUUUGAUUCAAUUUUUAGAAGCGCAGUUGCAGCGCCAUUGUCGGAAAUGUGCACACCACUUUUGCAGUAACAAUCAGUGAAUUAAAAGUUACUGAGGCGCGUCUGCUGCGGCUGUCACGCCACUGCUUAUAAAAAGCAUGUAAUUCGAAGGCUCCCAAGUCUGCGUCCACUUUAAUAGACUCAAAGUGAUAAAAUAAUUUUCUAUACCUGUAAAAUAGUUUAAUACUACAAAUCAGUGCAAUAAAACCGGCGUUAAAUUGUAAAUAUAAACAUAUUAACACC